This is a messenger RNA of Zingiber officinale, 1071 nucleotides long. RefSeq names its product galactose mutarotase-like. The coding region runs from base 1 to 1071 and encodes 356 amino acids. The transcript has 5 exons. Gene Ontology annotation, molecular function: carbohydrate binding; aldose 1-epimerase activity. Gene Ontology annotation, biological process: beta-D-galactose catabolic process via UDP-galactose, Leloir pathway; glucose metabolic process. Lineage: Eukaryota; Viridiplantae; Streptophyta; Magnoliopsida; Zingiberales; Zingiberaceae. The record is from RefSeq and is a predicted model, not a curated record.
AUGAACAACUUCCUUCUCUUCCCUCUCUUGGUUUUGGCCUUGGUAGGCAGCACCACCUCCUCGCCGGUAAAGAACAAGGUAGCGAUUUACGAGCUCACGAGAGGUGAGUUCGUUGUCAAGGUCACCAAUUGGGGUGCGACUAUUGUCUCGGUCAUUCUCCCCGACUCCAAAGGGAAGCUAGACGAUAUCGUUCUCGGGUAUGAUGGAAUCGGCCCUUACAUAAACGACACGACUUAUUUCGGUGCAUUGAUAGGCCGAGUUGCUAAUAGGAUUGCAAAUGCCACAUUCACUCUAAAUGACAAGAAGUAUCAUUUGUAUCGUAACAAUGGCAAUAAUUCACUCCACGGUGGGCAUAGAGGAUUUAGUCGAGUUAUUUGGACCGUAAAAGAGAAAGUAGAUGGGGAAUUUCCGUACAUCACAUUUUAUUAUCGAAGCUUCGAUGGAGAAGAAGGAUUUCCCGGUGACGUGGACGUUUUCGUGACGUAUAAAAUCGACUACGACUUCACACUCAACGUCCUCAUGCGGGCCGUCCCCCGCACCAAGCCCACGCCCAUCAACCUGGCUCAGCACUCGUACUGGAACCUCGCCGGCUCCGGCAACGUCCUCCGCCACCGGAUCCGCCUCCUCGCCGACCGCAUCACCCCCGUCGACGCCGACCUCAUCCCCACCGGGGUAAUCGCCCCAGUCUCCGGCACCGUCUUCGACUUCCGCGACACCGCCGAGCUCGGCCCCCGCAUUCGCAGACUCCCCGGUGGGUUCGACAUCAACUACGUCCUCUCCGGGGAGGCGGACGGGCAGGGCGUGCGGCGGGCGGCGGCGGUGUCGGACCGCCGGUCGGGCCGGGUCCUGGAGCUGUGGACCGACCAGCCCGGUCUGCAGUUCUAUACGGGCAACUUUCUGAAGGCGGAGACGGGAAAAGCAGGGCGGGUGUAUGGGAUCCACGCCGGUCUAUGCUUGGAGUCGCAGGGAUUUCCUGAUGCGGUCAAUCAUCCAAAUUUCCCCUCGCAGAUUUAUGAACCGGGCCAAGUUUACAAGCACUACAUGCUCUUCAAGUUCUCCUUCAUUAAGUAA